Molecule: messenger RNA, 3295 nt
Organism: Suillus paluster
Lineage: Eukaryota; Fungi; Basidiomycota; Agaricomycetes; Boletales; Suillaceae
Exons: 6
Coding region: 49-3261 (1070 amino acids)
Cellular component (GO): mitochondrial outer membrane
Molecular function (GO): ATP hydrolysis activity; ATP binding
Source: RefSeq, a predicted model, not a curated record
CAGAAGGGAAAGUCGUACUUUGUGCAGUUACAUACACUACCAGGUUAGAUGAGAACGCCUACUUUUAUUCGAAGGUCGCGGUCACUGCUCAAAGCAACGGCGCCGCGCAAGAAUAUCGACCAUCAUCCUGCUAUCCGCCUUCAAGACCGUGUAUCACGAAAAGACGGCACACCACCUACUGCCCGUGUAUACAAGCGUCUUGCUUCGUCUACCCUAACUGCUAGCACUUCAGAUACACCGGAACCACCUUCUGCUGAUUCUGUACCCCCAGAAGAACCAGAAAAACCAGCAAAACGGACCCGAACUGUUUCCUCUGCCACUGCCACUCCGUCUACUCAGCCCGAGGAUUCCAUCCCGCUCCCCGAUGACUUGAACAUCCUCUGGCUUCCGAACGACAGUCAAGCAGAGACUGAUUUCUUGAGCAAUAAUGCUUUACCACCUCCAGAGCUCUUUGAAGAAGCACUGACCAAUCUACAUAUUACCCUUCAUCCCCAGACCCAGCAUAGAGCUGCCUAUUCAUCUUCUUCCGGCCCUCCAUUAGAGCCCACCCUUGCCCUAUAUUGCCCAAUAGAGGGUGGGGACUAUAUAAUCGAUGCUACCGUAAAAGAGCUUGCUCACAGGACAGGCUCUGAAGUCCUCGUCAUCGAUGCCGUCCAGCUUGCUGCUGGUGAAUGCGGCCAUUUUGGCAAAGCUGCAAAUGCCCUCCAACUCCCCCGUAAUCCCCUUCAUUUCCAGCCCCCACCUGCCUCAACGCCACACAACUCUUCCCACUCUAUCUCAUGGGAAGAAGAAGAUGAGGUGGACAUAAUGUCUCCAAUCGCCAUUCCUUCCCAAAUGACCCUUCACCUCCUCGCACCCACCUCAACACGUGGACGCACCUCCGUCCUUACUGCCUCUCGUAGCAAUCCCACUCCAAACCGUAUUAAAGCUUUCUUCGAUCACCUUGUCAAUAUGCCUUCUCCGAGCGAUGCUAACACUUUUGGUACCACCCGUCGCCCACGUAUCAUCUACGUCCGCGACUUUCCUGUCCUCGCGUCUGCCUCUGCAACCUGGUACCCACAUCUACUUUCUGCCGUCCGCCAGCGCCGCAUCGGCUCUAUGGCUCGCCCGUCUUCCCCAGUGAACAGCCCUAUCACAAUCAUCUUUGGCAUCACUCCGCCUAUCGCGCCCACACAUGCCUCUGCGUCGUCCACGGGCCCGAGCCAAUAUGGUAUCAUGGGCUUGACAUCACGUCGGAGGCCACAGGCUGCAGCCCCUACACCUCCCCGUUCAGGUAUUGCUGACUGGGGGGAAGACGACGCUGCCGAGCGUGCCCGCGAGAAACGCCUCAAGGAGCGGCUGCGCCGGUGGGAGAAAGAUGGGGACGCCGCUCUACUGGAGGAUCUCCCUGUGCUCUCCGCCCGGCCUGUAGAACCCGAGGGGACAAACGGUGCUCGGGGAGUCGUCGUCAUCGGAGGAUCAUCUAUCCCACCGAUGCUUGAGUCUAUGAUUGCACAGCGCGGCAUGACAAACGGGAGCGGCGCACCGGAUGGGGGCGAGGUGACGAUGCCUUUCUUCCGCUCAUCGGUGCUCGUACCUGGGGUGCGUCUACAGGUGGAGGAGCACCUUUGUCGCACGAGCCGCCGGCGAGAAAUCAAUGAACUGGCGAUGCGCAUGGGGGUUGGUGCAGUCGGAGGUGUUCUUGAGCCCGCGGAAGCGGUAGAGGAGAAAGGUGAAGGUGAACGCCAGGAAGGCAGCAAGGAGGAUAUGUGGGAAGACUGGAGCAACCACUUCGAGGCGUGGACGAGUGUGCGGCAGAUCGCAGAUCGGGUAGUGGGGAGCGUUGUGUCUUCUGGACUUCCCAAGGCAAAGACAUUGGGGCUCGAGCCAACCCCUGUGCCGUGGGCCGCUGUACACCAUGCGUGGGUAGCUCAGCGCUCAGCGCACAAUCUGCGCAAGUCGUUCAUGCGCGAUUCUGCGGUGAAGAUUGUGAAGCAGAAGGAUGCGGAAGAAGAGCACGAGGAUGCUGACGGCGAGGAGGCGGAGGCGGAGAAAGUGGACGAGGUUGUGGAGCGUCUCAGGCAGGACCCGUACUUGGAGCAGCAUGAACAGAAGCUUUUAUCUUGCAUCGUGGACCCUACUUCAUUAUCGACGACUUUCAACCAGGUGCACCUUCCAGAACAAACCGUCGAUGCUGUCCGCACGAUCGUCUCCCUGCCGUUACUCCACCCAGCGGCGUUCCAGCAAGGCAUUCUGAAGGAGCACGGUAUGACCGGAUGUCUCCUCUUCGGACCCCCAGGCACAGGCAAAACGCUUGUCGUCCGUGCCCUUGCAAAAGAAGCUGGCUGUCGGAUGCUGAUCAUAUCGCCCUCAGAUGUCAUGGACAUGUACGUCGGCGAAGGCGAAAAGCUCGUGAAAGCAGUUUUCUCGCUCGCACGCCGUCUGUCUCCCUGCGUCGUGUUCCUGGACGAGAUGGACGCGCUCUUUGGGGCGCGCAUGUCUGGGCGCGAGAGCGGUGGAGCAUUUGCGCAGCGUGGGGUCAUCACUGAGUUCAUGCAGGAAAUGGAUGGGCUGAAGUCGUCGAGAGAGGACAGGGUGAUUGUGAUUGGGGCAACGAACAGGCCGUUUGAUUUGGAUGAUGCGGUGUUGAGGAGAGUACCGAGGCGUCUGUUGGUUGAUUUACCUGGGGAGAAGGAGCGCGAAGAGAUACUUAAGAUUUUGCUUCGGGAUGAAACCUUGGCGGCUGAAAUCGAUCUCAGAGCGCUCGCAAAGAAGACGGAGAGUUUCUCUGGAUCAGACCUCAAACAUCUUUGUGUCUCUGCCGCCCUGGAUGCCGUCAAGGAGAAUGUUGAAGUUCCGUGGAAGCUUAAUGCCCCCGUAUUAUCACCAACUAGCGAGCUCAUCACCUCUCCCGAGGUGGCUUCGCUUGACACUGCUUCUACCUCGCAGACACCGACAACAGAGACUCAAGCAGACGCCCAAGAAUCGUUGCUUGAAGAACUGGUUACUGAACCACCACCCCAUGUUCGCGUCAUCCAUGUUCGCCACUUUACCAAGGCACUCAAGGAGAUCACGCCUUCCUCAUCCGAGUCUCUCGGUAGCUUAGCAGACCUCCGCAAGUGGAACGAGGAGUUCGGGGAGGGGCGAAAAGACAAGAAGCGACACCAGGUAUGGGGGAAGGGUAGGUUCGGCUUCAUCAACAAGACCGCGCCAACACAAGAAGACGGGCGAGUGACGAACAACCGUGCACCGCAUCCGAGCAACCCAUCAAUAGAGCAAUAGCACACUGCAAUACAAUACUGUCUAGUAGGCUAGG